GCUCGUCGGAAAGCGGCUGCAGCUGGGGCGACAGAGACCGCGGAGGAUCUCAUGGUGCCGGCGGAGCCGCAAGGUUCGACCGCGCCGCCGGCGAGGAGGAAUGCAGUGCCGCUGGAAGAGGUGUUCGCCCCUCGUGGGCCUUCCCCUCCCGUGCGGCCCGUCAUCCGAGGGCUUAUCUCGGACGUCAUCGAUGAAAUGAGGGCUCCUCCCUCCUACCAGGAUCCAGCCGAGGUGUCGGGCGGGGUGGAGCUGUCACCUCUUCUGGCAUCGCUGCCACCACGACGACAGUCGGCAGCUCAGGGGCAGGGGCUGUUUCGACCGAGCGGGCCAGCUCCACUCGACGAGGAUGCCUUGGGUCGGAGGAUUGGCCGAAAGCCGCCGCCGUACGAGGUGGCGCCUCCACCACCGUACGACGGAGUAAAUCCGAUCGAGGAGGGCUUGCGGGAGAUCGGCCAACGAAAAGCCGAGCUCCAGGCGCGGGAGAAGGCUCUGGAGGAUUCGCGCCUGGAGCUCAAGACGCAG
Molecule: messenger RNA, 522 nt
Organism: Symbiodinium sp. CCMP2456
Lineage: Eukaryota; Dinophyceae; Suessiales; Symbiodiniaceae
Source: the annotation of a GenBank genome assembly